AUUAUAAUAUAUUUGUUUUGAUGUGAAGGCAUGGCUAUGGAAGAUGGCAAGCUAUUGUUGAUGACAAGGAUCUUAGGGUUCAAGAGGUCAUCUGUCAAGAACUGAAUCUUCCCCUUAUAACUCUCCCUGUCCAAGGAGCAUUUCAAUCACUGGACAGUGCAAAUACAGCUAGUACUGAAAGACCUGGGAAUCAGACAAAUGGAACCGGUGGUGGGAAUGAUUUAGCAGCUGAUGCUGCACAAGGAGCACCUGAUGCUGCAAAUCGAGCACAAAUACAUCAAGAUUCUUCUAUAUUAUAUCAUUUCAGGGAGAUGCAGAGAAGACAGGUCGAGUUUAUCAAGAAAAGGGUGCUUCUGUUGGAGAAAGCACUAAAUACGGAGUACAUAAAAGAAGUAUUUGGUGAGGAAAAAACAAAUGUGGCUCCUAAUGGAGAGCUGGAGACAGAAGCCAAGGUUGUAAAUAUACCAAGUUCAUGCUCCAUGGAGUUUGGUGCCCAAACUAUGAAUGAUUUACCAGAAGUAGAAGUGAUCCCUCCAGAAGAAGUUUCAGCUGUUGCUUGUGACGAUAAACCAGAUCGUUUGAAAAUGGCUCAGCUUUAUAAUGAGAUGUGCAAAGUACUUGGACAAAAUGCCAAUGAAUCGAUGGAGGCAUUUUUAGCAAACAAACCAGCAGGUUUCAAGUUGAAGAAGAAUCUCCUUCCACUAGAGACCAUCUAUCAAGAUAUAAAUAGAAUCCUCUCUCUAGUUCAACAGGAUUCUUCUAGUUUAAAACCUCAGAUACAAAAAGCAGAUUCACACUCGGAAACGCCAACUGAAAUUGCAGGACCCAAUUUGCUGUCAACACUGCAGGGAGACAAACACAAAUCUGGUCCAGAGGCAAUGACAGUGGAGUCAGGCCCUGAAACAGAAUGUAGUAAUAGAUCAACAACAGAGCCAGAUUUUGAAAAAGAAAAGAGUAAUUCGCCUUCUUGUGAAGUUGUUCCUGCUGCUGCAGAUUCAUGUCCACCUCAGACUGAACCUAUAUGUUCAACCAAUGGAACUGGAGAUGAUGUGGAAAUGGAAGAGUUGCGUGAUGCUGAUUCAAGUGCCGAUGAACCAACUGAAGAAAGCGCCGAUAAAUCGGACCCUGGGGUCAUUGUUUUGGAUGAUUAAAACUAAUACAAGGUUGGUUACUAGCUGAAUUGAUAAUUUUUUUUUUCUUUUUUCUUUAUGAUGAUAGUGAUUAGUCUGUUUCAAUCUAAUUAACUAGAAAUGUUCUAAACUCCUAAAGUAGUGUUUUACAGCUGAAUUUUUUUAAAUAGAAACUUAGUUUCCUUCAAUUUUUAAUAGAGAAAUCAUACCUUCUGUGUUCUUGCCUUCCA
Molecule: messenger RNA, 1360 nt
Organism: Camellia sinensis
Lineage: Eukaryota; Viridiplantae; Streptophyta; Magnoliopsida; Ericales; Theaceae
Source: RefSeq, a predicted model, not a curated record